Messenger RNA from Ilex paraguariensis (yerba mate), 594 nucleotides. The record is from the annotation of a GenBank genome assembly. Lineage: Eukaryota; Viridiplantae; Streptophyta; Magnoliopsida; Aquifoliales; Aquifoliaceae.
AUGCUUGGAUAUGUGAUGGCGGACGACGUCGUUCCGAAGACAUUCCGAGCUCUGGUGGAGAACGCUGACCGGAAAUUCGCCAGGGUUCGCGAUGUUCCGGUGUACGGACGAGGCACAAACAAUCACUACUUCCACAAGGUCUUCAAGGCCUACAUGAGGCUAUGGAAGUACCAGCAAGAGAACCGGUCAAAGCUCGUCGAGUCGGGGCUUCAACGGUGGGAAAUCGGUGAGAUCGCGUCUCGGAUCGGCCAGCUCUACUUCAACCAGUACAUGAGGACUAGCGAGGCAAGGUUUUUGAUCGAAUCUUAUAUAUUCUACGAGGCGAUACUAAAUAGAAAGUAUUUUGAGGGUUCGACGAAGGAUCGAGGGGUUAGGUUCAAGGAAUUGAGGUUUUACGCGAGGUUUUUGCUGGUUUCGUUGAUUUUGAACCAGUCGGAGAUGGUGAAAGUGCUUAUGGAGAGAUUGAAGGCUACAGUUGAUGACAGUAAAGCCACUUUUCGGGAUGUCUGGGUUUUGAGCAAAGAUUCUAAAAGCAAACAACUCAAGUUCAAUAAGACAUCACUGAAAAUGAGAUUUCAGUUUCUGAUUAGAUGA